AUGGGUGUAGCCAAUGGUACACGAGUCGAGAAGCUACCACCAAACAUCAACCAGUACACGGACAGUGAUCUUAAUUUAUUAGCGGAUGACCACAUUGCCAGAGAAAUGAGUCAAAAAGUGAGAGUGUUAAUCUGGGUGAUGACGUCUCCCAGCUCGCUGAAGAUAAAAGCUCAAGCUAUCAAAGAAACCUGGGGCAAGCGAUGCAACAUUAUUAUUUAUUUCAGCUCCAAAACAGAUCCAACUUUUCCUACUGUUGGCAUUGAUGUGCCAGAGGGAAGAGACCAUCUAACUGGAAAAACUAUGGCAGCUUUUAGGUAUAUUUAUGAAAACCACUUCCAUGAAGCGGAUUGGUUCAUGAAGGCAGAUGAUGACACUUACGUCAUUGUUGAGAACCUUCGCUACUUCCUCUCCAAAAAAGACAAGACUGAGCCUAUAUUUUUUGGGCACUUGUUCAAAGUUAAUGUCCAACAAGGCUACUACAGUGGUGGUAGUGGCUACGUCGUCAGCAAAGAAGCUCUCCAUCGAUUUGGAACUAAAGCAGUCAAUUCGAGCAUUUGCAGAGGGGAUGGAGGAGAUGAGGAUGUUGAAUUUGGACUGUGCAUGGAAAGAUUAGGUGUUAAAACAUCCUUAUCAUUGGAUGAAAUGGGAAGGAGUCUCUUCCAUUCUAUGCAUCCACAAAUCCAUCUUUUAGGCAACUAUCCAGCUUGGCACUACAGAUACACUAAAGGCAUUGUGCAGAAGGGAUUUGGCGUCAGCAGGUAUGCAGUAAGCUUUCAUUAUGUGCCACCAGAUGAUAUGAGGACUCUGGAUUACUACCUUUACCACAUUCGACCGUACGGGAUUCAUUCUACUGUGAGAACUUGUAAUGAGACACAAUCUCCAAAUCAUUUAUGA
Messenger RNA from Candidula unifasciata, 894 nucleotides. The record is from the annotation of a GenBank genome assembly. NCBI's taxonomy places the organism in Eukaryota, Metazoa, Mollusca, Gastropoda, Stylommatophora, Geomitridae.